This is a messenger RNA of Zasmidium cellare ATCC 36951, 1035 nucleotides long. RefSeq lists its product as uncharacterized. Gene Ontology annotation, molecular function: oxidoreductase activity, acting on NAD(P)H. The coding region runs from base 1 to 1035 and encodes 344 amino acids. Lineage: Eukaryota; Fungi; Ascomycota; Dothideomycetes; Mycosphaerellales; Mycosphaerellaceae. The transcript is spliced from 4 exons. The record is from RefSeq and is a predicted model, not a curated record.
AUGGGCCUGCCAAGCACGAUGAAAGCUAUCAAGAUUGUCGAGACCGGCAAGGCUGAGAUUCAAGAUUCUCCGCUGCCGAAAUUGAGAGAUGGGACUUUGCUUGUGAAGAAUUCCUGUGUGGCACUCAACCCGACAGACUGGAAGCACAUUGACUGGAUGCCAACCCCCGGAGCAACAGUCGGCUGUGAUUUCGCCGGAGUAGUUGUAGAAGUCGGCCCAAAUGCUGGGACCAGAUUCAAGAAAGGCGAUCGUAUUGCCGGUGUAGUCCAUGGGGCCAACACUCUCCGCCACGACAGCGGGUGCUUUGGUGAAUACACUGUUGCCAACCCAAAGGGCUCAUUCAAAAUCCCAGACAAUGUCACCGACGAGGAAGCGGCUGGAAUGGGCGUGGCGACUGCCACGAUCGGCUUGUGUCUUUACCAGAAGCUCGCUCUGCCGAUGCCAGGCUCGAUCCCUGCUGAGUACCCGAUUUUGAUAUAUGGAGGAAGCUCAGCCAUGGCUAGCGUGGCGAUUCAAUAUGCGAAGCUUUCGGGAGCCAAGGUCAUUACGACUUGUUCGGCCAGGAACUUCGACUUCGUCAAGUCUCUGGGCGCGGACGAAAUCUUCGACUAUAACGAUCCUGACGUUGGUAAAAAGAUCCGCGAAGUUACAAACGACAAGCUCUACCACGUAAUGGACUGCAUUGGCGACGGUGGAGCCAAAAUCUGCCUGGACUCCCUGUCUUCGUCUGGCGGCCAGAUCGCCACUAUCAACUCCCGGGCCAUUUACGACCGAGACGAUAUUCGACUGAAGAAGGUCAUCGCCUACAGCGCAAACGGUGAACCAUGGCGUAUGGCAGGCAACGAUUUCCCAGCAACAAAGGAAGAGACCGACCUUGCGAACCUGUACUUCCGCCUGAACGAAAAGUUGAUGGGCGAAGGCAAGGUCAAGGCACAUCCACCGAAGACGGGCCAGGGGCUGGAGGGAGUUCUGCAGGGCUUGGAUGAGAUGAGACAGGGCAAGGUCAGUGGGGUGAAGUUGACUUACAAGAUCUAA